Messenger RNA from Parasteatoda tepidariorum (common house spider), 592 nucleotides. Lineage: Eukaryota; Metazoa; Arthropoda; Arachnida; Araneae; Theridiidae. The record is from RefSeq and is a predicted model, not a curated record.
AUGAAAGGAAUAAAUUCUGUCGCAAACUUCAAGCCAAAAUUAUAUCACACAGAACAAACCCUUCAUUUCAAGUACAAUAACCCUUGCUUAACGUUGCAAAGUUACGUGGAAGUUCCUAUUUUUAAAGAUGUGAAUUUGUUUUCUCCAGGCUUCAAGUCUCUGCUUGCUGCGGAGGACCUAUUUUCACCUAAAAGUGAGCACGAAAUAAGCUUGAUUUCCAAAACUAUUGACUUUGAAAAAUUUCCCAAUCCCAAUUUACCUGAAGUUGCUUUGAUAGGUCCCAGUAAUGCUGGAAAAUCAUCGUUAAUCAAAGCAAUAUUGCAAAAUGUUCCAGAUAUACGCGUCAAAACAUCGAAGAAACCUGGCCAUACGAAGUCAAUUAAUUUUUUCCAAGUCGGGUCUAAACUCCGUCUUGUCGACAUGCCCGGGUACGGCGAAAGGCAACCACGGUGGUUCGAAGAUAUAGUUUUUCCAUUUUUCCAAAGCAGUCGGAACUUGGUGAAGAUAUUUUUAAUUGUUGAUGGUAAAGUUGGACUUGAAGAAAGCAGUGAAGAUAUGUUGAAGUUGCUGGAGGAAUUUAAACGUCCUUAUU